Ostertagia ostertagi is the source of this 450-nucleotide messenger RNA. The record is from the annotation of a GenBank genome assembly. Lineage: Eukaryota; Metazoa; Nematoda; Chromadorea; Rhabditida; Trichostrongylidae.
AUGCAGAACAUUUUCGUGCCCGAAUCGACUUGCCUUGGUCCGCAAAUACGAACCGACAUCUAUUGGUAUGCGGUAAAUCCUAGUACAAAGAAAAUCUGCAAGAAACCAGAAUACAGGAAGCUGUUCGAAAGCUCAUCUGUGGCGAUGGUGGCAGGGAAGGUACAGCCAUGGUUCCGUCUGGAGAAGAUCGUUGAAGACGUCGAUGAGGACAGCACUGGGGCGACAGGAAUGUUGCCGAGCAACUGGAAAACUGCCAGCAUGCUACUUGUCGGCUUAGCGGUUCUGAUAGCAAUCGGCGCUGUUGUGGGUAUCUGCGCAGUUUGCGUGUUUUGGAGUCGCUUCAAGAUCUCUCAACAUAGCGUGCAUUCUUUCAAUCCUCAUGGUUUCCCACAAAAAUUGGGCACCGUAUAUCUUCCAAACGCUCCCAAUGACCCACGAGUGACAAAUUAA